UGCUUCAGCCCACACACAAAUUUUAAUUCAUGCAAGGAAAAGAGCAUAUGACACUUAAUGAUGGAAUAAGGAUAACACUAGCUUAACAUUGAACAUUUUAAUAGUCUAAUUUUGGAAUUAUGUUAAGAUUACAUAGACCUCUGAAUUCAGACUUGACAUUCAGACUUGUUCAUGACAUCAGCCCUGAUAAUGCAUAUGAAGAAGAUGGUGGUAGUGAUUACUCAGCCAAACAACAGUAUAUACUCUCAUGCUUAUCACAAACAAAACAAAAAACUGUUGACAGAUGUAGACCUAAAAAUCACAUUGAAAGAACAGAGGAUAAAUUAGGGUACCAACAUAAAGAAGAUAUACUGGUUUCCCAACAGAAAGCUCUAGAGAAAUUAAAUAAUGUUAUAAAUUCACAGUAUCUAGAAUGCCAAGAAAAUAAAUCUGAUGCAAGGACAAGUUCUGUAACUUCUGAGGAUCUAGACAAAUCUCAAGACAAAACAAUUCAUAAGUAUUUACCAAACAACAGACGAUGCCAAAGUUCAAAUGGUUUUAAAAUUCCCAAGAGGCCAAGAAAACUCCCAGAAAUUCCUAGACAAUGUAAUGCUGAAUUACCAGUAGAAGAAGACAAGCCAACAGUUAAAAAUGAGAAAUGUCUUGCUGACGAACUGCAAGAAGCUCUACUUAAAACUGAUUCUGAAGAGGACGAUGUGUUUUUACCUAGUGAACCUACUGUAACAAAACAGUCAUCUGCUAAUGACAAAAUAUAUCCAAAAUUUAGUCGAAAAUAUUUAGAAGAGUUGAAAUGUUCACACUUUACAAACAGUGUUUCAAAGAACACAAAACCAUAUCUAAAUUCUAAUAAUAUAUACUUGGAAGAGGAUUCAACUGUUGAGACAAAACAUUUAUCUGUGGCAUCAGCAUCCGGAAGAGACAGAAGAGAUUCGGAUGGUUCAGGUUCAAGGAGAAGGUCAUCGUCUAGUUACCCUGGUGUUAAUUAUUUAGAUUUGGAAGUAACCCACAGAGGAAUGCACAGAUUUAUACCAAGACAUAAAGACGAAGUGGAGAUAGAAAUAGGAGAUCCCCUCCAUGUAACAAAAACCAGUGAUGAUCUUUGGUGUGAAGGUGUCAAUUUACGAUCAGGACAACAAGGAAUAUUCCCAUCAAUGUAUGCAACAGAUUUACAGUUCUUAGAGGAAGAAACAGAGGACGAAGAUGGAAGUUGGAGAUUCCAGUUACGAUUUUUAGGAUCAGUAGAAGUUAAUGGGCACAAAGGAGAUGAAGUUUUAUGUCAGGCAAUAAAUAAGGUUGCUUUAUCCAGACGGUCACAGAAGAGUUCAGUGCCUCCACCAUUAUGUACAGUAGAAAUAAGUCAGUAUGGAAUAAGAAUGUUAGACAAAAGUAAAACUGGGCAUGAAGACACAGAUUUUACUCAUUUCUUUGCAUUAAAGAAUAUAUCUUUCUGUGGAUGUCAUCCUAGAAAAGACAAGUAUUUUGCUUUUAUUACCAAACAUCCUAAGCUAUAUAGAUUUGCAUGCCAUGUAUUUCUUGGUGAAAAAUCAACUCGUCAAGUCAAUGAUGCAUUAGGACAAGCUUUCAAGAGAUUUUACCAGGAAUAUAUGGCAUUGACACAUCCAACAGAAGAUAUAUACAUGGAAUGAUAGACAAUAACUUAGUUUGUAAAUAUACGAUCGAGACACUUGAUAAAUAUUCAUACAACUUUUGAAUAUUCGACCAACCAAUAAAAAUUUUGAAAACUGAUAAUGAAUAUUCAUGUCCAACUAAUGAAUAUCCAACCAAUCAGUAAAAUUGCUGAAAACUGAAGAAUCUUUGAAAUAAGAAUCUGUAAUUCUGAGAAUGAAGAAACAACUGAACAUUGCUUUAAAAUUGCUAAUAGCUAUUGUUGAUAGUAUGUGAGUAACAUUGACUUACUUGUGAAUCUGCUUAGCAGGCUGUAGAAAAUAAAGAAAUCAGUUUCAAUUUAACCACCAUUUACCAUUAAGCAUUACUUCUACCCAAGGAAGGCAGUCAAUGUCAACAUGUACCACCAAUAUAAGUAGUAGUCAUCUUCAAAAAGACCUUUGUUAGAAAGUUGAAUUUCAAAGUAAGCACACGUAAUAGUGAUUUCAAUGUGCCUUCCUUGGAGUAAAUUUAUGUUAACAGGGAAAAGUACAGUCAACCCUCUUUAUCUCAAAAUUUCUGUUCUCUCAAAGUUAUUUACUUCUAAUAUCUCAAAAUUCCUGUAGUCUCAAAUUAUCAGCAAUUUGUACAUUCCCCUUUGAUCUUACUGCCUAAUAUUCUUUAGAUCAUGGACAGGAACUGAUACUCAAAAAUAUAAGGCAAUGACAUCAUGUAUCAGUGCAGCAACGUCACAUAUUUAUGUUUAUCUGGGUUAAUUUAUCAAUGAAAUGCACACAAAUUCAUUCCCACAAUCGAACAAUUAUCAGAACGUUUUAUACAUGUGAAAAUGAUUUUACUAACUCUUUCAUAUUCUCAACCCUAAAAACAUAUUGUUAUUAAAGACAAAUUGCCAAUAAUAGAAUAAUGGCAUUUUUUUUUUUUUCACUGACUUCAUCAGCUCGAAUAUCAGAUCACCCUAGUGUGCUGGAUUGAUAUUCUUGUUGAUAAAGUAAGUUCCAGUAGGAAUUUUGAAAAAAAGAUAAAGACUAAAGUAAGAAAUAAAAGCAAGAAUGCCAUUAUUCUAUAUAUUUAUUUUGUUUAGUCUGAUCAACUUUGAGAUAAUGGGAGUUGACUAUGCUCAAAUUGUUACAGAUGUUAUUAACUGACAUUUAAUAUUGUUGAAAUACUUUACAUGAUUCAUUUAUAAAACCAACUUAUUUUCAAACUUACUUAAAAUUUUAUAUUGCUGUUUUCAUCAAUAUAUUUGAUCUGUGAUAAAUUGGCUAUUUAUAGUAACCACAACCAUGUUUUAUUUAUUUUUGAUUGAAGUUGAGGUUUUAAAUUUAUAAUUCAAACCUUUGUUGGACUGUGAUAAAUUGACUGCUUGUUUGUUUUGCAUGUUUUAAGAAUGAAUGUAACUGUAGUCUGUUGAAUGACUGUGGAUUAAUUAAUUUUCGUGGGUAUAGGUGAACUGCGAAUUUAAAUGUUCAACAAAAUAGAAAUUUUCUAUAUGCUUAUAUGCAGAUAUACCAAACCAUGAAAUCAAAUAUCCACGAAAAUAGUGGUUUUCUUAAUCUAAGAAAAUUAGUAUUCACAAAAAUAAAUGAAUCCACUGUAGCUCCCUAAUUUGUGAGGAGAUUGUAUAAUUCCUCACGUCAGUCUUGCAGAAAUUUAAAUUCAAAGGGCAAUAUUUAUAAAUUUUAAGAAAUUUAAAUGUUAUAUAAUAUGAAAAUUGAAAAUGAAUGGUAUUUAGAAAAAAAAAUCUUUCAUUUAUUCCAAAAUUUGUAACAGAAUUUCUUGAAGAGAUAUUACCCAUAUGGGCAAGUAUUUGAUACAACAUUUUGAUGUAUAUAAUUCAGCAAGCAUAUUGUUGAUUCAUAGAAAUAAAGUUGAAAGAUUUUACUAGUAUAAACUUAUCCUUAAAGCUUCUGUGCAUAUAUAAAAAACUCACUUUUUCAUGAAAUUGUGCAAGAAAACUGACAAAUUAUCUUUUAUGAGGCAGAUGAUGAAAAAGCUUUUGAAGACAGCAAAAUUCAUUUAUAUUAUACUUAAUAUUUGUAGUUUUUAUUUUUGCGGUCAUAUAUUGGUAUGACGUUGGAGUCGUCGUCGUCGUCUUCCGAAGACACAUUGGUUUUCGCACUCUAACUUUAUUUUAAGUGAAUGGAUCUCUAUGAAAUUUUACCAUAAGGUUCAAUACCACAAAAGGAAGGUUGGGAUUGAUUUUGGGGGUUAUGGUACUAACAGUUAAGGAAUUAGG
Mytilus californianus (California mussel) is the source of this 3862-nucleotide messenger RNA. RefSeq names its product C-Jun-amino-terminal kinase-interacting protein 1-like. Gene Ontology annotation, cellular component: cytoplasm. Bases 120 to 1646 code for a protein of 508 amino acids. NCBI's taxonomy places the organism in Eukaryota, Metazoa, Mollusca, Bivalvia, Mytilida, Mytilidae. Gene Ontology annotation, molecular function: protein binding. The record is from RefSeq and is a predicted model, not a curated record. Gene Ontology annotation, biological process: regulation of JNK cascade. The transcript is spliced from 11 exons.